Messenger RNA from Serpula lacrymans var. lacrymans S7.9, 465 nucleotides. RefSeq lists its product as uncharacterized. Lineage: Eukaryota; Fungi; Basidiomycota; Agaricomycetes; Boletales; Serpulaceae. The record is from RefSeq and is a predicted model, not a curated record. The annotation marks the transcript as partial. The transcript has a single exon.
UCCAGUUAUCCAUGAAGCAGGUCUAUGCUAAUAUACUCUUGGAGGGGUGCUUCUGGUUAUGCGCAUUUGGGGAAACUGCUGCGAUCGUGUUGCCUCGCAUCUUCCCUUCGAAACUCCCAGUUGGUGUUCGUGUCCUGCUAGACGCCCUUGGCGGCCCAGACACCCGCCCCAUAAGUUAUCCAUUCAUUAUUGGGACAACUCUUAUGUCCCUCGCCGGUCUCCUACGCUGGCAAUGUUAUCGUACUCUUGGUCGAUUCUUCACCUACCGGCUCAGUAUCCGCAAGGACCAUCAGCUAGUUAAGAGCGGACCCUAUUCCAUUGUGCGUCAUCCAAGUUACUCAGCUGGUACGUUGUCUCUGCUUGGCGUGGUCAUUGCGUAUGGUCAUCCGGGGUCGUGGUUAAGAGACUCGGGUGUGGCAGAUAAUUUACUGGUGAAAAGUGCAGCCAUAGCUUGGGUUGCUGUGU